Messenger RNA from Hymenoscyphus albidus, 1766 nucleotides. NCBI's taxonomy places the organism in Eukaryota, Fungi, Ascomycota, Leotiomycetes, Helotiales, Helotiaceae. The record is from the annotation of a GenBank genome assembly.
AUGGCUAUAUUGACAGCGGUUCUCACUCUCUUCGCUCUCCCAGUAGCGUUCUUACUUUGGACAGCGCAAUCCAUUGCGCAAAAUCGGGCGAAAGCCAAAUCAAUCGGCCUACCAUAUGUAACCCGCUGGAUAUCACCAAUUAACCCAUUUUGGCUACUUUACGGAAGCUCUAUAAUUCGAUUCUGUACUCGUCUCGGGAUAGCAACAGAGGACUUUCAACGCAUAUAUUCUUUUGGCUGGGAGGCCAACGAACGGGCAAAUAUUCACGUUGACAAAGGUGAAGUCUUCAUAAUGGUCCAUCCUGGUGGUUUGGAACUUUGCGUGUCAAAUGCGGAGGCAAUAUACGACAUCUUGCAGCGGCGUACUGAGUUCCGACGUAAUAUGGAAGAGAUCGCUGUUCUAAAUGUUUACGGCAAGAACCUGGCGACCACAGAUGACCAAGAGUGGCAACAACAUCGGAAAAUGACUGGAGUCACCUUUACCGAGAAAAACAAUGAGCUGGUCUGGGAGCAGUCGUUGGAUCAGGCACUUGGGAUGUUACAAUACUGGACCCAACGCGCUGAAUUGCCUAUCAGGACCACCCAUCAACAUACUAAAGUUUUUACGUUAAAUUUUAUUGCUUCAGCGCUAUUUAACAAAGUCUAUGGCUUUGAAGGUCACUCUGAGAUGAAAGGAAAAGACCAUACCGCAGACACUUCACAUCAGUAUCGGGAUUCACUAGCGACAAUACUGGAAUCUAUCAUUCAGAUUUGGAUACUUGGCGAGGAACGCUUGAAAUCAUGGUGGACCCCUGUAUCUUGCAAACAGGGUGCAAUCGCUAUGUCCAAUUUUCGGUCUUAUAUUGAUGGUCUGAUGGACGAAGAGAGGGCAUUUAUCAGGGAGGGGAAAAGCAACAAUCAACAUUUGGUAGCUCGGUUGGUUCAAGCGUGCGAAGAGGAUCAAGCUCUGAAAAAUGCUGUGUCCAAGUCCAACAAGAAGAUUACACUUACGCAAGAGGAAAUUCUGAGCAACUUGUUUGUGUACGCAUUUGCCGGAAAUGAAACGACCUCCAUUGCCCUUAUGAAUCUGUUGACCCACCUUGCCGCAAAUCCACAAACUCAGGAAUGGAUUUCGAAAGAGAUAAACCAUUAUCUUCCCACAGACACCCCACAUACUUGGAGCUACGAAGCCUAUCCCAAAUUGAAACGGUGUGAUGCCGUGGUUGUCAGUUAUUUUACACUUCCCAUCUUUUGAAGAUACUAAUCUAUUACAGAUGGAAUCCCUUCGAAUGAAUAUGUCAUCCUAUAUCUCAACUUGUGAAGACAACAGGCUCAAAUCCAGCGCCUCUUAAAGUGAAUGGUACGGUAUUCACGAUCCCAGCAGAUACUCCAGUUCACUGCUCUCUCCCAGCUCUCCAUACCCUCCCCAAAUACUGGGGUCCCAACCCUCUAAAAUGGAAUCCAAAUCGUUUCAUCAGUCUCAAAAGCUCCGAGAGCACCCCGCUAGGCCAAGGGUUUGCGAAUGAGACACUUGCAGCCGAUACCUCUGAAUAUUUUAUGCCUUUUGCUUGGGGCCAACGGGUGUAUCCUGGAAAAAGAUUUGCUCAGGUGGAGUUGGUUGCUGCACUGGCUGUGUUAUUUAAGGAUUGGAGAAUAAGGCCUGAUUUGGGGACCGGAGAGACUGAUGAGCAAGCGAGAAAGAGGAUUUGGGAGACCAGUUUGAUUACUGAUCACGAGGGGCAUAUGUUGCAUGAGAUGCUUGAGCCCGAAAAGGUUGGCCUGAGAUGA